This is a messenger RNA of Notechis scutatus (mainland tiger snake), 1328 nucleotides long. The record is from RefSeq and is a predicted model, not a curated record. NCBI's taxonomy places the organism in Eukaryota, Metazoa, Chordata, Lepidosauria, Squamata, Elapidae.
GCGACCAAAUCCAAGAAGCCCAUCAUGCUUCCGGUCACAUUUAUGGACGGUACCACUAAGACCUUGUUAACCGACUCGGCCACUACGGCCAAGGAGCUUUGCACCUCAUUGGCCGACAAGAUAAGCCUGAGGGACCAUUUUGGCUUCUCCCUUUACAUUGCACUCUUCGACAAGGUCUCUUCCCUCGGAAGCGGCAGCGACCACGUCAUGGACGCCAUCUCGCAGUGCGAGCAGUUUGCCAAGGAGCAGGGUGCCCAGGAACGCAAUGCCCCUUGGCGACUCUUCUUCAGGAAGGAAAUCUUCACCCCCUGGCACAAUCCCACCGACGACUACGUUGCCACCAAUCUCAUUUACCAGCAGAUCGUCCGAGGGGUGAAGUUUGGGGAGUACCGAUGUGAUAAGUCAUCACAAAAUCUCCAGAACCGUAAAGAAGACAUGGCCGAAUUAGCUUCCCAGCAAUACUACGUGGAUUAUGGAUCCGAAAUGGUCUUGGAGCGUCUUUUGAAUCUGAUUCCCUCCUACAUUCCCGACCGAGAGAUCACGCCUUCCAAAACGGUCGAGAAGUGGGCUCAGUUUAUCAUCGCGGCCCAUAAAAAGGGAAUUUAUACUCAGAAGAGGAUGGAUCCUAAAAGAGUUAAGGAGGAAGUGGUGGACUUCGCUCGCUUCAAGUGGCCUUUGCUCUUCUCCAGGUUCUACGAAGCAUUUAAGUUUUCAGGUCCCAGCCUUCCACAAAACGAACUGAUUGUCGCUGUGAACUGGACUGGGGUGUAUUUUGUAGAUGAACAAGAGCAAGUCCUUCUGGAAUUUUCCUUCCCGGAGAUAACCGCUGUCUCCAGCAAUAGUGGAGGGAAACUCCAAGGACAGAGUUUCAUACUGGCGACCAUCAAAGGCGACGAGUACACCUUCACGUCCAACAACGCAGAGGACAUCCGGGCCCUGGUGGUCACCUUCCUGGAAGGGCUGAGGAAAAGGUCGAAAUACGUGGUCACGCUGCAAGACAACCCCAAUCCAGCUGGCGACGACUCCGGUUUUCUCAGCUUCCUCAAAGGAGAUUUGCUAAUCCUGGACCAAGACACGGGGGAAAACGUCAUGAAUUCCGGCUGGGCCAACGGAGUCAAUGAACGGACCAAGCAGAAGGGAGACUUUCCGACCGAUUCGGUCUACGUCCUGCCCACUAUGACCACGCCUCCUCCGGACAUCGUGGCUUUGGUAACCAUGACUCCAAAUCAGAGGCAAGAAGUCCUAAGGACGUCCCAGCUGGUGAUGAGCGACAGCGAAGAAAGGAUCAAGCCAUACACGCUGGAAGAAUUCUCCUACGAUUAUUUUAG